Molecule: messenger RNA, 880 nt
Organism: Lasiosphaeria miniovina
Lineage: Eukaryota; Fungi; Ascomycota; Sordariomycetes; Sordariales; Lasiosphaeriaceae
Exons: 2
Coding region: 298-795 (165 amino acids)
Source: RefSeq, a predicted model, not a curated record
UAUUGCAUGUCAAAGGCACGUAAUCUUGGUUCCCCUACUAAUAUCCCGAGUCGUCGUGGCGGACUAACGACCGCUGCGUUCUCCUCGUGUCUGCUGCACUCCGUGUCUGCUGUUUUCCCGUGUCUGCUGUUCACUCCUGCAUCGUGGGGAUUGACGACCGCUGCUGCUCACUCUGUGUCUGCUGUCACUCUGUGUCUGCUGCACUCCCUGCCUUCUCAACCUGCCCUUCUACCUGUGUAUUUUGCUAAUUUGCUUCCUACUCAAACUAGAUAAUGUCAGGUCAGGGAUAAUCCUCCAAUGCUCAGCCCAGAGCCAUCAGUGCUGCCGCCGCCACCAUCCGCGACACCCCAAGACAAUCGUGCUUUGCCGGCUGCCGGCCUGACAACGCCCACUUUCUUUCACCCCGAGAACCCUCGUCGUCAAUCCGCACAUCACCCACUUGUACCAGAACAAACUCGACAACGUCACCCACUUGUACCAGAACAACGUCGACAACGUUACUCACUUUAUGUCUACAAUAAGAGGAACGUUACCACUUUCUGUUACAAUAAGAAGAACGUUACCACUUUCUGUCACAGUAGUAACAACGUUACCACUUUCUGUUACAAUCAUAACAACGCCACCCUUUCUUUCACCUUGACAGCUACGUCUCAACGUCACAUCAGACAUCAGAAUGGAGUCUCUCCAGCAACAUCGUGUCGCUUCCGAAGCAGAGCAGGAUCGUGUCGCUUCAGAAGUGGAGCACCAUCAGGAGCACCAUGUCGCAUUGGGCGCUGUGCCCGCCACCCCCCAUAGCUAUUCCAUUGCCAUGGCCUACAUUCCUAGCUUGCCCAGCGUAUUCCCCAUUCUAGACGACGAAGCCGGCACGUCCAUCUCGGUC